GACAUCGACGCCGCCGCCCCCUCCGCCUCCACCAUCCAGCAUCCCCCGAAGCCGCCGCCGCCGCCUGCCCGCCCGCCUCCCAACCCGUUGUUCCGGGCUCCGAGGAUUCUCGCGCCGCGCUGGAUGGCGAGGGAGCUCGGCAGCGGCGCGUUCUGGCGCACCCCGGCGCGGGCUCCCGCCCCGAGGCUCGGGGGCGACGAAAACGCCCCGCCGCCGGGCGCUUCGGAUGCCCCCGCCCCAGCGGAGCCCGGCGCCGCCUCCCGGCCUCCCCUCCGCGCCAUCCAGCCGCCGCGGCAGCCCCGGUGGGCGGUGCCGACGCCAAAGAGAGGUCUGUGGGCGGCUAGACCUUCGAGCAAGACGCCGGCGCGGUGCGGCGCAGCGAGCACUCCCCUUGGGCCCACCAAGAGCCUGCGGAAGCCGGCGUCGAGGUCGGGGUUCUCGACGGCGGGGGCCGGGGCCAGUUCUGCCGAGGUGCCGCCUUCCAAGGUCCGAGAUGCCAUCUUGUUCUGGGAGGAGAAUCGCAAUCUGCAGAAUGUUUCGCCAACAUUGCAGCAACAUGACUCUCAACCACCUGCAAAGGUAGCAUACUGCUCUGAGGAGGGUUUCAUGAGGAACUCAGAUAUAUUAAGCCUGCAGCUGGAGCUGGACAUAAUUAAAACAAUUCUUGUGGAAGAGAUAAAAGCACGAGCAGAAAUUGAAGUCAGGACAUCUGCUUUAGGUGAUGAGCUGAAAGCAGCAAAUUUACAUAUCCUUGAAGCUUACAGGCAGAAGGAAGACAAAGAAAUGGAACUGAACAGUGCAAAGUCUGUUAUCGAUGCUCUUGAAUCACAGCAGAUUAUUUUGAUUAAUGAAGUAGAUGAACUGAAGAAGAAUUCUCGCAGUUCUGCUGAGCAAGAAAAGGAUGAAGCCUGUAGGCAAGUUGAGAUGGAAUGUGCUGAGGUGAUUAUAUCCUUACAAAAAGACCUAUCAUCAGCCCGACAGCAGCUAGAUGCCAGUAAAAAAAACGAGCUGUUGGUUAAACAAAGCCUUGGUGAAUUUGAUAAAAUAGAGCUUUUGUUGGACGAGUCCAUCAAAACACUCGUGCAGAAGGAGGUUCUUGAACAAAACUAUGUUCCUUUGCUAAGGGGGAUGGAAGAAGAGAUUAGUCGGCUACAGUCACAGCUAGACCAGUCAGACAGAUGCUACAAAGUUAGACUGAAAGAACUGCAAAUAAAGAUGGAAGAAGUGGAUGACAGGGCUUCGGCAACACUUGUCUCAUGGAAUAAAGAAAGAGAGAUAGCGGAACAAAGGAAGGCAUAUGCUGAAGAGAAGAAUGAAGAAGUCAAGCUGUUGGAGCGGUCAAUUGAGGAUCUUGAGAUUACUGUAUGCACAUUGGAAAAAAAGAUGGACAUCAUGAAGGAAGAAGUAGAACAUCAAAGAAGGCAGCGAGGAAAAAUAGAAGUGGAGCUGCAGAUUGUCAGGCAACAAUUGGGAGAUGUGCCAUCCUCUGGGAAAGCAAGAAGCUUCUUGGAAGAUGGAAUAAUUGAUUUAGCUGACUCAACUAGGCACCAGAAUGAUAUGAAUAGUGAGCUACUGGGUGCUCAGGAGAGUAGAAUAUUUCAGAGAGAGGUUUCUGUUGAGUCAGCUCCUCAAGUGGAGCACCCGAAGGAACCUUUUUCAGAUGACUGCAUGCAAGAGUCUGACCAGUCAGAUGUAGAGAUGGAAAAAGCACGAUUAUCAGAUAUGGAUAAUUGGUCAGAUAACUCAAAGUUUGAGCGCCCUUGUGCAAGUGAGGAGUUGGAGCAGAACAGUGCAAGUAAGCAGCCUGAGUUAUUUGGCAAUGGUGCAGAUAGUGAUCAGCCCCUGCCUGCUUUUGAUUCAGAGCAAGUGCGACCAACAGCUGUGGAGCCAGUGAUUGAAGUUCUGAAGGAGAAUGAGUUGCCUCCAGUUUCCACAGUGCGGCCCAAUGAUCCUGUGAACUACAUGAGGGCCCCUUCUGAUGAGCUGAAGAGGCUCAGAAGCAGGAACCACUAUGAGGGUCAUAGGACAGCAACAGAUAGGAGAUUCUGGUCCAUAGAGCAGCAGGACUUAUAUACCUCCAUAUACAGUAAGGCCAAAUUGUUUGGUAUGAAGUGGAUAGACUGGGAACAUAUUGAUAGCAUAGAUCAGUUUGCUUGUGUCAGGGAGCAAUGUGCCCAUCUGGGGCUUGAGCAGAUCAUGAGUUACUGUUGUGAUUGGAACAGUGAGCUGAUUAGGCAGUUUUACUCUACAGUUCACAUCAGUGCCGACAAGAGCUCUAUGACUUGGAUGGCAGAUGGUAGGAGGAUCACCACCAACAAGAAAGCAUGGGAAGAGAGGUUUGGCAUUCCUGGCGGUGUUCACACUGAGAUUCACUCGCAGUUUUUGCUUGAUGAUGAUGACAAGAAGAUCCUGUACACAGCUGCAGAAUUCACACUUGGCCAAAUCAGUGGCCUCUCUCCUUUGGCUAGCAUAGCCAAUAAGAUUAUUAGGACGACCAUCUAUCCGAAGUCUGGAAAUACACUUCACGCACAUAAUUGGAACGUCCUAUAUCACAUUGUGGAGCAGCAUCCAUUUGACAUAAUUGCUUUGAUCUUUGGUGAGAUAGAAUUGUUUAUUUCGGAUCGCAAUCGCACUAAGGACCUGCUGUUAUAUGCACCAUACAUCAUGGGGAUGAUUAUGAGAGCAUUUGAAUACGACGGACCUAGAGAAUCCAGGCACCAGUCCUACAAACCCAGGCAUUCCUACAAGCUGAAACGAACAAAAAAAGCUAGUCGUCCACCAGCACAUACAGUACCUGCAACCUUUGAGCAACCUCCUUCAACAUUUCAGCCAGAGGUUGAGGCAGCCGGACCAUCCCUUCAGGCUACUACUCCAACACUGUCUCCGACUCCAGCAGUUUCUUCUGAGCAGGCCAGCAGGAUGCGUGUUGACAACUUCGGUGUCUCAGCUCAACCAGCUCUUGUGAGUUCAACUCCUUUUAGUCAGCCAGUUCUUGUGAGGCGAAGUCCUUUUAGUCGCUUUCCUUGGUAUCAAAUGGAGAAGUGAUGGAUAUAGGUGUGACCGUCUUAGUAGGGCACGGUGGCUAUAUAUCCUGCACUCAGUAUCUCAGUUAUUUUGUGUGCGUAUAUAUAUCUUGGAUUUCCCUGUACAUUUCUUGUAUAAGGAAAGACCUUUGAGAAGCUUAUCCCGUGUCAUGCUGAUUGAGACUUGAGAAAUUAGCAUUAUGAUGACAAGCACCCAGUGUUGAUGAUGUUUUAGCAUUGACCCUUGAAUCUUGCAAAUACUACAGCUUUGAUCUUCGUUCAGUUUGUUUA
Messenger RNA from Panicum virgatum (switchgrass), 3314 nucleotides. Its product is annotated as kinesin-like protein KIN-12F. Lineage: Eukaryota; Viridiplantae; Streptophyta; Magnoliopsida; Poales; Poaceae. The coding region runs from base 124 to 3045 and encodes 973 amino acids. The record is from RefSeq and is a predicted model, not a curated record. The transcript has 5 exons.